Molecule: messenger RNA, 1160 nt
Organism: Lolium perenne
Lineage: Eukaryota; Viridiplantae; Streptophyta; Magnoliopsida; Poales; Poaceae
Product: cysteine-rich receptor-like protein kinase 6
Biological process (GO): protein phosphorylation
Molecular function (GO): protein kinase activity; ATP binding
Source: RefSeq, a predicted model, not a curated record
UCACACAUUCAGUUGGAGGAGACGGUGUUUUUCUUACCCCCUUUGCUCCCUUGCCCCCUUAUAAAAAAGGCUUCUAUCUCAGGGACCCUUUAGGAUGACUAUUAAACGAUAUGAUUAGUGUUGCAUAAAUGUGUCAUGUAAUCCCUGGUGUGGUUGCCCUAGCUGUUUUUAUGAUAUUUCUUUUUUGCAAUAAACGCGAUUUUGUGUAUCACUCGUUGCUUGGAAGAACAGAGAAAAUACUUGUGUAUGAAUAUAUGCCCAACAGAAGCCUUGAUACCAUUAUUUUCGAUUUUGAGAGAAAGAAAGAGCUGGAUUGGGGAAAGAGGUUCAAGAUUAUCAAUAGAAUCGCUCGAGGCUUACAAUACCUCCAUGAAGAUUCUCAACUGAAGAUAGUUCACCGUGACCACAAAGCGAGCAACGUACUGCUAGAUUUGGAUUUCAAUCCCAAAAUUUAUGAUUUCGGCCUAGCAAAGAUAUUCGGAGGGGAUCAAUUAGAGGAUAUGACUCGUCGUAUCGCCGGAACAUACGGAUACAUGGCGCCUGAAUACGCCAUGCGCGGUCAGUAUUCCAUCAAGUCGGACGUGUUUAGCUUCGGCGUCUUGGUCUUAGAGAUCGUCACCGGCACAAGAAACAGUGGCUCGUGUAACACUGAGCAAGACGUCGAUCUCUUGAAUCUUGUAUGGGAGCACUGGACUCGGGGAAACGUCAUCGAGCUGAUCGAUCCAUCCCUGAGCAACCGUCCUCCCGUCGACCAGAUUCUCAAGUGCAUCCACCUCGGGCUCCUGUGCAUGCAGAGAAAACCGGCGAGCAGGCCGGCGAUGUCGUCGGUGAAUAUCAUGUUCAGCAGCCACACUGUCCGUCUCCCUUUUCUGUCCAGGCCGGCGUUCUGGAUCCAGGAGGUCAGCGUCAAUCAAAGCUCAACUGCGUACUCGGAAGCCUAUCCGCUCACAGAAAAAUCAACUGUGAUGUCUUCGAACGAAGUGUCGAUCACGGAGCUUUCGCCCAGAUGAGUCUUCCAGCUCCAGCUUUGGGAGCAGUUUGCUGAACAAUAUUUGCACACUAUUUUGAUUUCUGGAAAUGAUACUGAUGUGAGUAGAAGUGCUAAGCUGCAAUGCUUAGGGACUGAAACUAGUGGGACGUCACUGCAUCAUAGAAAUCAA